CAUGUUUCGACACGAGCACAGUUGAGGGUCACACACACAACAAAACUUUCAGCCGCUGAGAAAACUAACUACACUGUGUGUGAAGGGAAGUUUGAAAAAGGUGAAGCAUGUCUGAGCUAAGUGAUGAAGCUAGUGAAUCAGAGCAGCUGGGUGCCAGUCUCUCCCUGUGGCUGGGUGACUCCCUUGUCCGACCUGAGGAGCUGGGUCCUCUGGACCUGCACACGGCCUGCUCCAUCGGACAGUACGAUGUGGUGGCUGAGUGCAUCAAAAAACAUGAGGUGGAUCUGGAUGGCAAGAACAUUGGAGGAUGGACCCCGUUGAUGUAUGCCUCUUACAUCGGCCAUGACAACAUAACAAACUUGCUGCUGGAGGCUGGUGUGAAUGUAAAUGCCUCCACUGCCAAAGGGUUAACCCCCCUGAUGCUGGCAGCAAGCUGUGGGAAUGAAAGUAUUGCAUACUUUCUGCUUCAGCAAGGUGCUGAGUUGGAGCUGAAGGACUCCAGAGGCUGGACCGCUCUAUUCCACUGCACGAGCACAGGCCACCAGCAGAUGGUCAAGUUCCUGCUGGACAACAAUGCUAACGCUAAUGUCAAGGAGCCGGGGUCUGGCUUCACUCCCCUGAUGGAGGCUGCUGCUUCUGGACAUGAAAUCAUUGUUCAGUACCUGCUCGAUCAUAAAGUUAAAGUGGAUGAUCGCAAUGCCAAAGGAGAGACCGCCCGUGCUCUGGCAAUGUUGUACGGAUAUACCAAAAUCGUUAGCCUCAUCGACCUACGUUCUCCAAGGAUUAAACCAGGACACUUUGAAGACCUGAGCUCCUCCGAGGAUUCAGACAGUGCACCCCCGAGGAUAAGAAACAGAAACCGAGCUAAAGGCAUUAGCAUCCACGACGGGCCCCAGGCCAUCGCCAAGUUCCGAGUAGGAGGCUCCAACAAACCGUGUGAGCCAUCAUCAGUGCCUCCAGGCUACAUGACGUUUCGGGAUGUUGGUGAACAGAGUGAAGCCAUCUGCUACCGUGAUGUGACGUCUCCCAUCAACGAGUUAGAUGGUCAGAGCAACAGCAGCAGAGACGACAGUCCGUUCUUCGACAACGACAUGCCCACCAUGAGGAGCAGCAGCAGCAGCAGCGAGGGUCUCCCGCAGGUGAUCGGCCUCAGCUGGGAAGGCUCCGUGGAGAGUAACGAGGACUCCGAUCAGUGCAAAAAGAGCAGCUCUCGCAGAGUAAACAAAGGUCAUCACUCUAAAGGCAAAGGUCGCCAUGGUAACAACGAUGCAGCUCACUCUAGUGGUACGAUGAACUGUGGGAUGCGGUCACCUCUUGUCCCUCCUCCCUCUCACUCUGGUCCAAAGGAUCUUGCAGAGUUCUUGGAGCAAAUCGGCUUCUCGAAGUAUCUCCCCUUGCUUGUGGAGCAAGACAUCGACCUGAGGAUAUUUCUCACUCUGACUGAGAAUGAUCUCAAGGAAAUAGGAAUCACAUUGUUUGGACCAAAGCGUAAGAUGACAUCUGCUAUCGCAAGGUGGCACAGUAAUGCUCGACCGCCCAGCGACACUCUGGAACAAGCGUAUGCCGACCAGCUCGAGGCCGAGAUGCAGGAGAUGGCUAUUCAGCUACACAAGCAUUGUGAGGAGGCAGAGAGCCUGCAGAGCCAGGUGUCUCAGGAGAAGGAGCUGCGCACCGUGAUGGAGGGAUGUCUGAUGGAAGACAAGAUGGCAUGGAGGAGGGUGCACACUGAGCUGGUGGAGAACCACCGCUACGCUCAGGAGAUGAGCGCCACACUGGCAGAGUCCAAAGCCUGUCUCACUAAACUGCUCUCCUGUUUCACUACGGGCAAGAACAGCAGCUCUAGCACUGGCUUGGAAGAUAAAAUGAAAGAUGACACUGGUGAUGAAGCCGGAGACGGUGUGACAAAUGUAGCAGAGCUGAUAAAGAAGCUGGAUUUCUACGAAGAAGAACUGGCGGGGAAACUGCAGACUGUGCUGCAGAGUCUGAGGCGACUAAGCGCCCCUGAAAAAGUCUCCGACAGCUGGGAGCGCCCUUAACCUCUCCUGAAGAGGCUUUUGACAGGAUUCGACGGCGGGUGAUUUAACCACCCGGAACAAUCUCACUGAAAUGAGAGAAAGGCCAAAAGACAAGGCCAGCCCUGCAGAACCCAGAACGGCUGAGGGACCAAGCAGCUGACGUACUGCUCCUCUGGGAUUGGCUGACGGAGCAGAGAUCGCCAGAUCGGCGCAAGCGGGGGGCAGCUGCUGCAGAGAAAAGACAAACAGGCAGGAAGGGUACUGGACCCUGACUCGCUUGUGCUGGUGUGAACUGGACUCCUGUAGUCAGGGAGGAGCGAGGAGGACUGAUCCUAGUUUAAAGGAUGUUACACUGUGAAAUGUAUAAAAAAACUGAACUCUCUUCAAUGAAUUGUGGUUUUAAGUUCAUACAACCAGCAGAAGAGGUGGCUUUCUUAAAAGUUGAAGAAGUUCAAAGACAUUCUGAAUAGCUGUACUUUAUUCAAAAGAAAUAUUUGUAUGCUGUCUUUGUGUUUGUAAAAAACGUCCUGCUGAAUGUAUUUUGAAGAGGAGAGACAUUUAUGAAACAUGUUAGUUAAUUAAAUUUAUAUAUAUCGCAAAACAUUUUCUCAUUCCAGGAGAGGUUUUUUCAAUCUAUUGUGCUGAAACUCUUUUUGACAAUGUCAUGUGUACAUGCAGAAUGAAAUGAUUCUUGUUGUUCUUUUCUUAACAUUUAAGAAAUGAUUCAGGGGUGCAGUCCAGAGGUUACUCAUCAUUCAGUGGAUUCACUGUGUAUCUUUUCAACUGUGCACUGUUUACCUAGAAGUCCUCAAACAAAAGGUUCAAACAUAGACUUGGUUUGUAUGUGGGUCUGUAUUAAAACUCCUUUUGAUGGAUACCUA
Messenger RNA from Labrus bergylta (ballan wrasse), 2896 nucleotides. RefSeq names its product ankyrin repeat and sterile alpha motif domain containing 3 (gene anks3). Gene Ontology annotation, cellular component: cilium. Gene Ontology annotation, molecular function: protein binding. The record is from RefSeq and is a predicted model, not a curated record. NCBI's taxonomy places the organism in Eukaryota, Metazoa, Chordata, Actinopteri, Labriformes, Labridae.